Molecule: messenger RNA, 810 nt
Organism: Histoplasma mississippiense
Lineage: Eukaryota; Fungi; Ascomycota; Eurotiomycetes; Onygenales; Ajellomycetaceae
Exons: 3
Coding region: 1-810 (269 amino acids)
Cellular component (GO): cytoplasm
Molecular function (GO): aralkylamine N-acetyltransferase activity
Source: RefSeq, a predicted model, not a curated record
AUGGCAGAAAACCCUACAAAGGUUGAAGACCAAUCGGUGGUGUCGUCCGUUGGUGGUGACAAGAACGAUAUCUCCCCUGGAUUCUCACCCCCCAUUCGCACCACAGAUUCUCCAAUUACCGUAUCGCCCCCCCAAUCCAAUUCCCGAGUUCCCCCUUUAAUCGAAGGGGAGGCAAUUGAUCAACAUCCCGCAAUAUCGCAGGGAGAUCUGGUCAUUGCUCAUGAAUUCGAAACGGAGGACAACAAGGUUAGUGAUGAGGAAGAUGACGAAAAAGAAGACGGAUACGUUGAGGUCAAACAUGACGACCUUCUAGCAUACCGUUUGACAACAUGCCCCGAGCUCUCCUUAGGCGCUUUCUACCUGCCGCCAAAGGAACCAAACAAACCAAAGCUCCGGCCCCAGUUAAUCGCCCACAUAAUAGCCACAAGAACCCGAGCGCUGUACGUAACCGACGCCUCCAUGGGCAUCCCUCCAAAUUGGCGAGAUAAAUCAUCAUCUAGAUUACAGAGUUCCAACUGGUCCGAACAACCCGGGCACCAGGACCAAGGUUCCACAAUCGCACUGCACUCUCUCGCUGUCCUGCCAGAACAUCAGGGGAAACGGCUCGGCUCAACGCUGUUGAAGGCAUACGUCCAGCGCAUCAGGGAUGCCGAGAUUGCUAAUCGGAUUGCUCUCCUGUCUCAUGGCCACUUGAUACCGUUUUAUACGAGUCUGGGGUUUAAGAACCGGGGGCUGAGUGAUUGUACUUUUGGUGGUGGAGGUUGGUAUAACAUGGUCUUGGAAUUUGUAAAUGGUAGACGUUUGAGUUAA